GCAAAGGAGCUAGGGUUUCAAGUUGGUGGCUUUCCAGGAGAGAGAGAGAGAGAGAGAGAGAGGGAGAGUUCUGAGACCAUCUCUAGAGAUAUCGCACCCUAUUCCUUCAUAUAUGCCACCUUUUUGUUCUUGAAUCUCUCCCAAUUCCGUAGCAGGAGAGGAGAACCAGAGAGGAAAGCAAGAAUGUUCCCUUCCAAGAAGCCAACUAUGAAUUCACAUGACCGGCCUAUGUGCGUCCAAGCUGACUCUGGCCUCGUCCUCACCACCGAUCCCAAGCCUCGUCUUCGCUGGACCGUCGAGCUCCAUGAACGCUUCGUCGACGCUGUCAACCAGCUCGGCGGCCCCGACAAGGCUACGCCGAAAACCAUCAUGAGAGUAAUGGGCGUGAAAGGUCUCACCCUGUAUCACCUCAAGAGCCACCUUCAGAAAUUCCGGCUCGGGAAGCAACCACACAAAGAAUUCAACGAACACUCACUCAAGGAUGCUACUGCACUGGAGCUUCAAAGGAACGCAGUCUCUUCAUCUCGAAUGAUGGGUCGAAACAUGAACGACACGAGUGCUGCGCACGGAACCGAAGCCAUCAGGAUGCAGAUGGAAGUCCAGAGGAGGCUGCACGAGCAAUUAGAUGUUCAAAGACACCUGCAGAUCAGGAUCGAAGCCCAAGGAAAGUACAUGCAAAGCAUCUUGGAGAAGGCGUAUCAAACACUGGCCGCCGACGGCAUGACCUCGGGAGAUCAUCAUCAUCAUCAUCAAGGGCUUGCCGACAUGGCUGCCAUGAAAGAUUUGGAUCCUUCCAUGUGCUUCCCUUCUCCCCAUGAUCUGCAAGCACUAUACGGCGGAGAUCAGCUGGAGAUGCAUCAACAGAUGAACGCAUCUGUUGAUGGGUUCUUACUGGCUAACGACAACACAUGUCUGGACAAGAUCAGCAGGCCUCACCCCUUCACCUCCGACGAGAAGCACCCGUUCGUUUGGGACGACGACCUCGAUGUGCAGAAACUGGGAUCAGCGGCAGCGUGCAUCGGACCGCAAGAAGAGGCAUCCAACAAGACUCACCGGCUCGGGACUGCACCGUCGGCGAUCGACAUGGACACCGUGGUAGAUGUCUUCGCGGCCAAGCCGAUGAUGCUCUCGGCAGACAGCGCAGGUGAGAAGAAGCACGAGGGAUCCACAAAGCUGGAGCCGCCAUCACCACUGAGGGCUCCUCUACCCCUGGAAGGUAUCAAUCCAACCCUAAUCGGUGGCAGCUUCGCCCAAGCAAGAAACUUGUCUUAUGGGUGAAGGAAGCCAUGCCAUCCCUGGAAUCAAGGUAGUACUUUUUGAGGUACUGUUCAUGCAAGCACUAAAACUAGGUAAGAACCUUAGGAUUUUGUGAUCAAGUGUUCCAGAAUAAUGCCACGACAAGUACUCCACAUAAAACCUGCCAAGACAUUUAUGCUCUUGCUCUUAUUUGUUCUUAUGAUUAUAUAUCUUGUUGCUUAGUUUACCGAUUA
Musa acuminata AAA Group (dessert banana) is the source of this 1490-nucleotide messenger RNA. Its product is annotated as myb family transcription factor IPN2. The coding region runs from base 184 to 1278 and encodes 364 amino acids. The record is from RefSeq and is a predicted model, not a curated record. Gene Ontology annotation, molecular function: DNA-binding transcription factor activity; DNA binding. The transcript is spliced from 6 exons. Lineage: Eukaryota; Viridiplantae; Streptophyta; Magnoliopsida; Zingiberales; Musaceae.